This is a messenger RNA of Adineta steineri, 738 nucleotides long. Lineage: Eukaryota; Metazoa; Rotifera; Eurotatoria; Adinetida; Adinetidae. The record is from the annotation of a GenBank genome assembly.
AUGGCUGUUGCUCCAAGAAGUUCACGUUCAGUUUAUAUUUCAAUGCUUACAAAUGGAUGUUGUCAUACAGGUUUUGAUUCAACUUAUCCUAAUAAAUUACACGGAAUAAUUAAUGAUGAAGAAUUUCAACAAUCACUUGAUAAUGUUAAUAAAUCAAUUCAUUCAAUAAUAUUAAUAAUCAUGUGUAUUAUUUUACCAUUUCUAUGUAUAUUCGGUGGUGGAGGAGUGUUGAUUACUGGUGCAGUAAUGUCUAAAGAUUCUAAUACAAAUACAUCUGUUUUAUUACUUGCCAUUGGAGGAGGAAUUCUUGGUUUUGGAUUGAUUUCAUUAAUUAUUGGACAUUUUAUUACGCAGGCAAUACGGACACGUCAAAUGCGACAAAAAGUAGCAGCAGAAUCAGCAAAAUAUUCCAAUAGAUUACCAAUACCAUGUACAUGGCGAUUAGAUGUUAGUACAAUGAUAUUUAGAGGAGCUAAAGGUAAUACAUCAAGUAGACGAAUUUAUACGUUAGUUAUUACUAUUGGAGAUUGUGGUGCAGAUUUUGGAAAUGGAAAUUUUUCAAAAGGAUCUAAUCAAAUUUCACUUCAACCAUCGUCGUCACAGUUUACACAACAGGAUCCUUCACCAGUAUAUUAUGAUCAUAAACUCACAUCAAAAUUCUGUUCUCAAUGUGGAAUGCCAAGACAAACUCAAAUGGCAAAAUUUUGUGUCCAAUGUGGUCAAUCAUUUAACAGAUAA